UAUAUAUAAUUUUAUAUAUAAUUUAAUAUCAAUAUGUGGUCAACAAAUUUAAAUACCAGUAUAAAUUCUGAUGGUGGAUUUCUGAAUAAUACUCGGAAAGAUGGACAAGGUGGAAAUAUACAAAGAGUACAAACUCUUAUUCCAGUUACAAUAAAAUUGUUACAUUCUAUUUCUCCUAUCGAAGACCCAACAUUUUGGGGCAUUAAAGCACGUAUAUUUACGUUUGUUGGAUUAAUACGUAAUGUUGAAGAAACGGCAACAAAAAUAUCAUAUGAUAUUGAAGAUGAUACAGGUACUAUAACUGCACUCAAGUGGUUAGAGGCAAAUAAACAAGAAACAGAUCGUGUAGCAGAAGUAAAUACAUAUGUUCGUAUAGUUGGUAUGCUUAGAGAACAAAAUGAUAAACGUCAUAUUUUAAUUUUACGAUUAUUGCCAUUACAAAACUUAAAUGAAUUAACAAAUCAUAUUCUUGAAGUUAUUCAUGCUUCAUUGAAAGCUGAAGCAAAGCUUAAUAAAAACAGGAAAUUAAAAAAGAAUACUACAACAAAUGAAGUAUCAAAUGAAGAUGAUCUUCAUUAUGGAAUGUCAUCACAACAAAGUUUAGUUUAUAAAAUUAUUUAUGCACAAAAUGAUACUGAAUGUGGUAUUGAAAGAUCUGAGAUUAAGAAAAAAGUUCCAAAAUCAAUUUUAUCAGAUGUAGAUAAUAUCAUAGAAUUUUUAGUUUCUGAAGGUCAUAUAUAUACAACAAGUACAGAUGAUCAUUUUAAAACAACUUAAAUUAUAUAAAAUACUAUAAAAUGUAGUUUUAAUUAAAUUAAAUCUUAUAAAAUUUAAGAAUUAAGAUUA
Molecule: messenger RNA, 846 nt
Organism: Apis dorsata (giant honeybee)
Lineage: Eukaryota; Metazoa; Arthropoda; Insecta; Hymenoptera; Apidae
Product: replication protein A 32 kDa subunit-like
Exons: 3
Coding region: 34-777 (247 amino acids)
Biological process (GO): DNA replication; double-strand break repair via homologous recombination; nucleotide-excision repair
Cellular component (GO): chromosome, telomeric region; site of double-strand break; DNA replication factor A complex
Source: RefSeq, a predicted model, not a curated record